AUGCGAUUACUGUUGUUGAUCAGUAUUGCUACCUUGAGUACAGCAGAAGAUCUCGUUGCUAUGGGAUGUGGCCGAGACCCGUCAUUACCUUUCUGCAAAGUUCAUGCGGCUAAGACCAAAGAUGGAGGCAGCUCUGAAAUCACCGAAAAAGACAAGAUUGCCUGCGCAGAACUCCGCCAUGAAUACGUAAAGGUGUGUGCAUUGAGUGGCCAACAUAAGAUUGACGAGAAAGAAGACGAAUUCUGUCAAGCUUUUGAGAAUAUCUGUUUCCGCUUGCCAAAGGAUGAACCCGAUCAGUCUACUGUACCGACAGCUUUGAUGAGAGAGCUGAAACCCAUCAAUGACGUUUCGGAAGAGAAAGAGGAAAAAACGACAACCACGAGAGAACCGGAGAAGAAAAAGAAGAAACGAAUCGAUUUCACAAAAUUCUGCAAGGAGUUCAAGAAUCGAUAUCUAUUUGUAUGCCCUGAUCCAUUCCGAUUUGGUCAGAAGGUGAGUAUUACACGAAUGAAACCGAGUUACCAAAAUCUAAAACGUCAGUGGAGGACAUAG
Molecule: messenger RNA, 552 nt
Organism: Haemonchus placei
Lineage: Eukaryota; Metazoa; Nematoda; Chromadorea; Rhabditida; Trichostrongylidae
Source: the annotation of a GenBank genome assembly